Molecule: messenger RNA, 1744 nt
Organism: Pomacea canaliculata
Lineage: Eukaryota; Metazoa; Mollusca; Gastropoda; Architaenioglossa; Ampullariidae
Product: neuroligin 4-like
Exons: 10
Coding region: 48-1655 (535 amino acids)
Biological process (GO): presynaptic membrane assembly; modulation of chemical synaptic transmission; synaptic vesicle endocytosis
Cellular component (GO): synapse; cell surface
Molecular function (GO): signaling receptor activity; neurexin family protein binding
Source: RefSeq, a predicted model, not a curated record
UAAGACAACAGUUAUCUCCGUCAGUUGCUGCUCGUCAGUCGUACAGAAUGCACUCGGUGGUGGCGAUGUUGAUUGUGGGCGUCCUCGGCGCCGCGGCAGAGGACGUGGUCGUCACCACGAAACUAGGGCGACUGCGGGGGUCAAGGGUCAGCACUGGACCGUCAACGUACCUCGACACGUUUUUCGGAAUUCCCUUCGCUAAACCGCCUGUCGGGCCACUGCGUUUUUCUCCAACUCAACCCGCGGAGCCCUGGGAUGGAACCCGGGACGCCAUCGACUUCGGUCCAGCGUGUCCACAGAAGCACGAGACACCUACAUUCCCAACCAGUGAAGACUGUCUGACACUCAACAUACACAGACACUGUUCUGCAGACUGUCAGCCGAUGCCAGUCAUGAUGUGGAUUCACGGUGGGGGCUUCUGGGAAAACAGCGGUUCCGGAACUAACGGCACUGAACUGGCCAUGAAGGGAGUCGUUGUCGUGUCCGUCAACUACCGGCUGGACAUUCUCGGAUUUCUGUCGACUGGAGAUGAUUCCAGUCCCGGGAACUACGGUCUUCUGGACUUAAUUCAGGCUUUAAAGUGGAUUAAAGAAAACAUAGCAAGUUUCCAUGGCAACCCUGACGAUGUGACAAUAUUUGGAGAAAGCGCUGGAGGUGUCCUUAGUUCUCAGCUGAGAAUCUCACCGCUUGCCAAAGGCCUUGUUAAGAAAGCCAUCAUGGAGAGCGGCGUUACUAUGGCCACCUGGGCCGUCAGUCUGCCCACCACCACGCCCACCCCUUUGUCUCAGGCUCAGGCCGUGGCUGCCAAGGUCGGGUGUCCCACAGACAGGGGUACGUCCGCUCUCGUCUCGUGCCUGAAGGGUCAGCCUCUGGACACCCUCAUCACAGCCGCCGCUUCUAUUCGAACAGACUAUGGCAGCAAGUUCAUCCCUGUCGUGGAGACAGGGUUCGGGGUUCUGCCCAAACCUCCUGAACAGCUCAUUCUGGAGGGCGCGGGGGCUGAUGUUCUCGCCAUCCGCGGCUGCACCAGAGAUGAGUCUUCCAUUGACAUGGAGUUUUGGUUCAAUCCCAAUGAAUACGACUUAAACACGGCUGAAAGAGAGACAAUGAACCGAGCAGCCUCAAACUUCCCUCGCGGACCCCAGGAGGCAGGUCGAGCUCUGUUCAAGGAAUACGUGCAGAGCAUCUCGCAGCCCACCAGCCAGCAGCUCGCCUUGGCAGUCGCUCAGCUGGACACAGACCUGGGGUUCAACUACCCCAUGAUCCACGAGUCGCAGCUCGCCGUCAGCAACUCCAGUGCCGCGCGCCAGUAUGUCUACCAGUUCAGCUACCUGUCCCCCAACUCCAAUCACCCUCAGUGGACAGGUGUGCCCCACACUGCUGAAAUUCCAUUUGUCUUUGGAGAACCGUUUGGAAACGACACAAACUGGACAGACACUGACCGGCGUGUGUCCACUGACGUCAUGACCAUGUGGACAAACCUCGCGAAAUAUGGAGAUCCCACGCCCCAGGGAGUCAGCAAGGUUACAUGGGGCGCCUACUACAAGGCAACACAGUUCUACUUGAAAUUCCAGGAGACUCCAUCCCUUGACAACCAUCUGAACAGACAGCGCAUGGACCUCCUCAAGUCUCUGUACGAGCGGUUCGGAGCUUAGAGCAUCCAGUCGUGACAUGUGCACAGUUCUGGCUGUCCAUCCUGAAUGUAAAUGUUUACCGAAUAAAGCAUUCAUGUUAGUCCUGAUCA